Molecule: messenger RNA, 3672 nt
Organism: Dunckerocampus dactyliophorus (ringed pipefish)
Lineage: Eukaryota; Metazoa; Chordata; Actinopteri; Syngnathiformes; Syngnathidae
Product: meckelin-like
Exons: 28
Coding region: 11-2965 (984 amino acids)
Biological process (GO): cilium assembly
Cellular component (GO): ciliary transition zone; MKS complex
Source: RefSeq, a predicted model, not a curated record
ACGCCACACCAUGGCGACAGGGACGCUACCGCUUUUGCUCAGCGCAUACAGACUGCCGUCCAUAGUAUUUGUUUUUAUUCAUUUUAUUCCGAUUCACGGCCAACAGUAUAUCAUCCCGUUUGAAGCUCCUUCAAAUUGCAGUGUGGACGAGUUCUUUGACAUUUCCAGUCUGUCGUGCGCUAGCUGCGGUCCAAAUCAACAACAGAACGCUGCAGGUCUGAGCUGCAUUUGCAAAAGUGGAUUUCGCACUGUAACAACUGAGCAGACGUCCAUUGCUUGUGAGUCCUGUCCAGGAGACAAGCCUGCAGUAACUAAAGAUGGUUUUGGGUGCAUCCGCUGCCCAGGCAGUCUCACUGACAAGGGACAGUGCCAGUGUCCUGCAGGAUACAUCCUUGUGGAGAGGGAUGUCAGUGGUAACAUUUUGGAUGAGGCCAUCUGUGAGAUGUGCAACGGAAAUGGCUCAGCUUUCUCAGUGCCAAACAGCAGCGGAGACAGGUGUGAGAGAUGCCAGCCGUCAUUCAUCAAAAGCUCUUGUGUGUGUAACUCCCCCUCUGUGCUGGUGGGGGGGUUAUGUCUCCCUCCAAGCAUCCUUCCCACUAAUGUCAAUCCCAGUGUCAGCUUUGCUCAAUUGAAGGUCAGUGUGCUGUCUGCCUGGUUCGUCAAAAACCUGUAUUCAUCCGCAGCAGCCUGCCUUAGCUUCUCCAACCUGACGGCGUGCCAGGCCCUCGGCAACAUGUGCGUGAUGAACAUGCACUCUUUCAGCGGGAUGAGCACUGACGCCUGCGGCCUCUUUAACGCCAUCUUCAGAUCGCAGGCCGCUUCCAGUUCCACUCAAGACAUUUCCUACUGGAGACUCAAUCUGCCAUGGCUUUACUACGGCGACGAACCAGGACUUGCAAGUCGAGUCCUUCAGACUGAACCGGUCCCGGUGAGCUUCAUUUUCAGGGGAAGAAACAAGAACAUAGAUAUUAAGCUGCUUGCUGCCGUAUACAACGUCAGAGGAGAGUUCCUCAGAUGGGAAAACAUUGGCGGAUCCAAUCUACAGAUUUGCCCAGAAACAGCCAUCAAACGGUCGUCUGCCUUCAGCUUUGGCACAGCUUACCAAGAAAGCUGCGAGCUUUCCAUCGCAGACCUGGUGCGCACUCAUCCCGAGCCGCUGUUUUAUGAUGUGUUCAUGGACCUCGGUGGAGAAGACGGCAGAAAACUUCUCCCCUUGCCCACUUUGGUGUAUAACCAGCAAUACAAUGGACGCUUCAUCAACCAAGAGAGCAUGAAGAACUGGUACCUGUCUCGGCGUAUGCUUCUUGUCGACACGCUGAGCAGCAGAGAGAAAAGUGUGAGCUCUCUUCCUAAAGUCGUCCGUGUUGCCAGUUCCGUCAAAAUAAGGUUCCAGUUGGUUCCAGGCACACAGGAGGGUCAGGUGUUUCCUCCUUUGCUGACUGUGGAGUACAGAGAUGUCCCCAUCACUGACAUCAACACACAAACUGUGUCUAUGAGCUUUGCUAUGGAGUAUGAGAUGGAUCACAAUGAGGCUCGCAUGAAGACAGAUACUGCUCUCGGUGUGUUGGCUGGUCUGGCUGUGCUCUUAUCAGUGCUAAAGACUGUCAGCUGGAAGAGGAGGAUUGCCUCACCUGUCGUUGACUUGAGGACCAUGCUGAUGUUUUUCUUGUUUUAUGCCGGAGAUCUGGCCAAUGUUUUCCUUGCUGUCACAGUGGGAUCCGGACUGUACUGGCUCAUCCUUUACAAGGCCCAGCAGCAGGCAUCAGUGUUGUUGCCACUGCCUCAUCAAGAGGAGCAGUUUGUGAUGUACAUCAGUUGUGCCUUUGCCCUCAAGGCUGUUCAGUUCAUCCACAAGCUGUUGGUGCACUUGUCUGUUGAUGUCUUCUUUAUUGACUGGGAGAGACCACGCAGCAAACCUAGCAAGACUGUGUCAGCCAAUGGUCAGCAGAAACGUGAUUCCGCCCCUGUCAGCAUCUGGAGGACAUACUUUGUGGCCAAUGAGUGGAACGAGAUCCAGACCAUACGCAAGAUACAGCCGACCUUUCAGAUCAUGGCUGUGCUCUUCUUCCUUGAAGUGUUGGGAUUCUCCAACUUAGCCCUGAGGGACCCCUGGCCAACUUUACAGCGCCCCCCACAGGCGUACACACCUUCAUACAGCCUGAUCAUGCGCUACGGCGUGGCAGCAACACUCUGGCUCUGCUUUGGACUUCUGCAGGUGAUUUUCUUCACUGUGUUUUAUGAGCAUUUUGUGGAAGACAAAAUCCGCCAGUUUGUGGAUCUCUGCUCCAUCAGUAAUAUUUCAGUGCUGGUCUUACCUCACCGCUGUUUUGGCUACUACAUCCAUGGGCGCUCAGUGCAUGGCCACGCUGAUACCAACAUGGAGGAGAUGAAUAAUAACCUGAGGAGAGAAGCAGAGUCAAUGUGUGGCCAAAGAGGUCUUCUUCCCAACACAGACAUCCAGACCUUCCAGGUAGCCCUUUCUACCCGACUGCGGUCCCAUUAUGACAGGAUACGGGAGUCUUUCACUAGGCGUCAUGGACCAUCACGUCUCAUGGACGCAUCCUCAGCCAACCAGAUGGACCAAAACAUCCGGGCCUACCACACCAUGAACCACUUCCUGGGAUCAGUCAUUGAGCAUGCCCACCCUGACAUGGACUACUAUGUGAGGGACAAACUAACAUUUGAGAGGAUCAUGGGCAUGGAGUUCCUUGAACCAAAUGACAAGAGCAUCUUUUACAAUGACGAAGGCCACUCCUUCAGUGAUGUACUCUAUUAUGGAAAUGAGGGCACACUGCUGAUUUUUGACACCCUGUUCUUCUGUGUUGUCGACCUUGUGUCUCAAAGCUUUGUACUUGCAGCCGUGCUGACAUACGUACAGCAGAUGAUCUUUGAAAGAAUUCGCAAUGCCCUCGGAAGGAAGAACCUUGUCAACAAAACUCUGGUGGAUGACAGAUUUCUGAUAUAGGCAUUUAUAAUAUCUAUUAGGGGUGUCACCAGACACUCAGUUCACGAGACAAUACACAACAUUGGGUCUAUGAGAAUGAGACGAGACCAGAUUUUAACUUUUCUUUUAAGAAAAGUACAAUGGAAAAAAUAUAUGACCAAAUAUUGCAAUCUACUAAUAUAAUUUCUACUACGUUAUACUCUUCUGCACUCUGUGUGUAUGCCACAGACCCCGCCUCCACCCACUGAGACAAAGAGACUCUAGAUCUGACAGAAGGUCUCACUCCAUUCAUGCCGUUGUUCUAUGGAACAAAUGCGCCAAGCUGCUGGAACCAAUGCACAGAAUGAAUGAACCCUCUUCCUGCCUGUUUGGAGGCAAGAGACGAGGAAAACAGGCACGCAUGCACGUGGCAAUACAUUGAGGCUGGCAAAAUUAUCGAGUUCAUUUUCAUUUGUUGUGUGAUUAAUUAAUUAAUUUGCGUUCCAGGCUGAGGGCUCACGGGAUAUUUUUUUCUGAAUGAGAAAUCUUGUAAUGUUUUAAUCUUGCAAGAUCUUGUGACACCCCUUGUAUCUAUGUACAUAAUCCAUAGUGAAAGUGUUGUUGAACAGUCAUUUAAUGUAGAUCAUUUUGCUGUAUUUGCAUUUAUUUUUCUGACAGUUUGUACAUACCUAUUUCAUUUUGUAAAUAUAUCUUUUAUAAGUAUUUUUUAAUGAGGAAAAGCUUUUGUA